AUGCCACCACUGAUGCGCACGAAGAGCUAUCACACACUUGUCUCUGAAGACGACUACGACCUUCCCGCCCUCGAGGGGUCCAAGAUACGACACUCGUGGGAUUUGACCCUUACCCGUGCCUCGACACCCGCACCUGCCCAUAUACCGGAUGAACCUCAAGAUCCCUUUAAGCAGACACCCAGAACUCGGAAGGCUAGCUUUUCGACACCUUCUAGGCCAACGACUGUAAUCCUUGGAUCCAGCGCAAAGCCGUUGCAGGAAAGUUCGGACAUGAGCGAUAGAACAUUGACGCGGAUGGAGUUGGAGGAGAAAGAAAGGGAACAACAGAAGAAAGCGUCAAGGGCGAUGAGACUGAAGAAGUGGAGUGAAGAUCCCGACUUCGUCGUCUUGUGCAGGACCUUUGAAAACACUCCUGCCGUCUUUUAUGAAUUGGACUCGGCGGACAUGGGAGUCAUGGGCAGCGUCCCAGAAGACCAAGAAAGCCACUCACCUUCCAACUCCCCAGGAUCAAACGGCUCUCCUCAUUCGCCUGGGCGCCUCCCCAGCCAGCGCAGCUCGAGAGCCUACCCUACUUGCACAUCCAACCUGACUCCUUCGGAUGUACGCAUGGUAGAAAGCGGGUUUGUAGGUGUUGAGAGGAGAAAGGAGGAGGGAACCGCCAUCAGAAUGGUCCAGAAAUAUCUGGAGACUGACAGUUACACGACAGCAAGAGCCUGGACGUCGCAAUUGACGACAAAGUCGAAAACUGACUCUACCCCCCCGUGUUCACCUGGGAUACCAAUCCCCGCUCGCUCGAAAGAUACAAUCGUCUCUGCUUCGUCGUCGACGUCUUCAUCCUCCUCGUCUUUCUCGUCUUCGUCUUCGUGGUCGGCUUACUCGUCGUCUUACUCGUCGCCCUCCCCUUCCUCCUCUGCCGCGCACCACACCCUCUUUUCCGAUGUCACGCCCACCAAAUAUACACCCACCCCACUCAUACCGACCUCGAGGAAACUAACUCCCACCACGCCCACGCCCACCUUAAGCACACAGAUCCACGGCUCACCCACGCCCACCAAACGGUCGAUUCUCAACUCAGCGUCUUCCUCCUACUCCUCCACCACCACCUCUGCCAGCAACGCAUCGAUCUACGAGACAAAACACAGCUCAAACUCUACCACUAGCGCAAAACAAAUCGUCAAACCCAUUCGGCCUUCUUAUCCAACUACCUUGGAAGGUUCGACUGACUUUUGGGCGCCGAAGAAUGAGUCUGUAAUACGCGCCAGCGCCACAGCUAAAGAUCGAGCGUCUCAGCUCGCUCAGAGGUCAUCGUCGAGCUCUGUACGUUCUAGCCGUCGCGAUCACCGUGAGGGGAACGUUGAAGGUGAUGCCUCGAAUGAUGUUGGGGCCUCAUCCAAAGCCAAUAACAUCUUUACGGCUUUCGAAUCGGAGGCGAAGCUUACGCAGGGGCUGAAGGGGAGGCCUGAGGUUGAGGAUACCUAUCUGAAGGCGAGUAUUAGUACGGACAGGUCUAUUUCUCCCAAGCAUUCAUCUCGCCCAAACUCGUUGAGGACGUCGGAUGAACCUAUCCAGACUGGAAGUAAUACGAGUAUGUCCAGAAUAUCUACGCCUUCAAUAUCUCAACUCACAUCCGCAGCAGGUUCGUCAUCGCGCCCUUCCUACUCGGCGUCUUCAUCGCGUUCUUCAUACCCGAAGUAUGAACCACGUGUUCCUCAAGCGCUGUCAGCGGCGAGGGCUGCAGCGAGAACGGCCAUGGCAGGCGCUCAUGACGUGGACAGUGUGGCCUUAGAAUGGGCGGACCUCACCAGGCGGCUUCGGGAUCAAAACGCUGGAGCCACACCGAGGAAGGAAGGCAUAGACUUGGACGAUCGCGAUCGGGCACGCCCCUCCCGCCCACAGCCUCGACCCGAGCCUCGUGUUGCUGAAAAAUCAACUCAAGGCGAUCGUGCUCGGACGAGCUCAAUGCUCUCUGUCUUCCCCACCACCACCACCACCACCACCACCACCACCACCGCCACGGCAUCCAGGAGUAACGUACCCAGCGCGCCCUUCCAGUCUACCUCCAAUCUUGCUCCCAUAAACGCCUUCAAAUCUGGUCGGACCUUCGAUUCCGGAUCAAAUAUUCAGCCACAGACCCAAUCCGGAACUCAAACUCGCACCAGCAGCUUCACCCGCACGCGUACCUUCACUCGCAUCCGUUCGCACACCGUGUCGGACCCGGUCGACACUAAAUAUAUUCCGGAGUCGCAACCAAACUCUGGAUUUGAAUCCGAAUUUGAGAAGGCCUUCCCAAAGCUCGAGAAGCAGCUCGGAAAGCUUACGCUCGAGGUUGAUGAUGACGAUGAGGAGUUCGCUGAGGUUUCGGCGGCUAGUACUCGCGCCGGAUCGGGGGUUGCGAGGUCGAGUGUAGGUUCGGGGAUUUAUCUACUCAACCAGGGAUCGCGUUCCCUUGAGAGGAGCUUGGAGUCGAAUGGAAGCGUGGAUAGUGAUGUUGUGAAAGGUUCCGGGGGUGGAGGUUUCGAUCAGGAUGUAGGAGUUGGAGUCGAGGAUACGGACGCCACAGGGCUUGCCCGCGCUGACGCUCAAUCUCAAGUUCUCCAACAAGCGAAAAUUCAGCCGCCUCCUCACGCCAAUACUCACACUUCCCUUAUGUCUACCAACACCGUCUCACCAGUUUCCCCUCCUCCAUUCGACCCAUCCGCUCCGGAUCCACUCCACCUUCGUCACCUUAAACGCCUCGAGGCCGAAGCUCUACGUAGGGAAGAAGCGGCAGAUGAGAAACUGAAGGGGCUUGGUGUCAGCCCAUCCAGUGGAAGGAGGAUUUUUCAGAGGACCAAGAGGUCAUCGCUUGGAGGCGGAAAUGUAAUGGGAACGGAUGGGUGGUGGGACAGUGAUGAUGACGGCGCGUUUGAGUCUGCGAUGCGAGGGAAUGACAAGACGUUUAGUGAGGGGCUGAAAAUGUCUGGCGAUGACAUAAAUGGUCAGGAGCACGAGGGCGGGGAUGGUGAUUUUGAUUGGGAUGAAGAUGGGGAUGGAGAGAAGACGGUAGGACCUGAGGAUAUCGUUGGGAAUCUGUCGGACCUGUAGACUGGCGAUCUGGAUCGGU
This is a messenger RNA of Stereum hirsutum FP-91666 SS1, 3103 nucleotides long. RefSeq lists its product as uncharacterized. Lineage: Eukaryota; Fungi; Basidiomycota; Agaricomycetes; Russulales; Stereaceae. The coding region runs from base 1 to 3084 and encodes 1027 amino acids. The record is from RefSeq and is a predicted model, not a curated record. The transcript has 3 exons.